CCAUGGAUUAGUUUGUCCUGGCUCUGGUGCCUGAGUGUUGGCAUGGUGCUGCAUGUGGUUCUUGUCAUUUUGAGCCUCUCGCCACUUCUGGAGGCCCAGAACCCAGAACAUGCCAACAUCACAGGCACGGCUAUUACCAACGACACACUGAUCUGGCUCUCUGGCAAAUGGUUUUACAUCGGCUCUGCUCUACGCAACCCCGAGUUCAAACAGGCAGCUCAAAAGAUACAGGCAGAUUAUUUUUACUUUACCCCCAACUUGACAGACGACACCAUCCUGGUCCAGGAGUACCAGACCACGGAGGACCGGUGUGUCUUUAACUCCAGCAAGCUGGAAGUCCAGAGAGAGAAUGGGACUCUGUCCAAAUUUGGUGAGAGCCAGCACUCAUGUGGGUCAGAGGAAGCAGCAGAAUAUGUUGGCCACCUGAAAGUGUCCAUGAAACAUAGGGGCUUCAUGCUUGCCUUUGCCCUGGAAGACAAGAACAACUGGGGACUGUCUUUCUACGCGAACAAGACAGAUAUUGCCCCAGAGCUUCUUGAGGAAUUCCUGAAAGCUGUCAAAAGUCUGGGAAUGGACGAGUCAGAAAUCAUAUAUGCUGACUGGAAAAAGGAUAUGUGCAGUCAGCAGCAGAAGCAGCGUGAGCCAGAGAGAAAGAAGACAGAGGAGGGUCCCUAGGAAGGCCAGGCGUGAACGGGCUCAACUCUCUGUGUUCUGUUUUCACGCUCACCAAGCCCACCCUAUGCAUCUUGGUCCUUUCUUCACACCAAUAAAGCUUUGGCAAAACA
Molecule: messenger RNA, 785 nt
Organism: Myodes glareolus (Bank vole)
Lineage: Eukaryota; Metazoa; Chordata; Mammalia; Rodentia; Cricetidae
Gene: Orm1
Product: orosomucoid 1
Biological process (GO): regulation of immune system process
Source: RefSeq, a predicted model, not a curated record